AUAAAAUAAUGCAUUAUUCUUUGAUUAAAUAAAUGAAUUAAUAAUUUAAAUAAUUUGGGAUCAUCAAACAUUAACAUUAAUUGUCAACAAACUUGGAAGAGAUGGCACGUGAUUUAUUGAUAAGGAAGUAUUUUAACGAAGGGUUUCCAUAUAAUGAAAUAGUUAAUUUUCUAUGUAAAUAUCACAACAUUUCAAUAUCUCGUCGACAUUUAAUUCGAAUUCUUAAAAAACUUGGACUGAAGCGUAAAUAUAUUGUUGAAGAUUCCUUGGAAAAAAUUGGUUCUGCCGUGAUUGACGAAAUAAACAGUAGUGGUUCCUGUAUUGGCUAUAAAAGAAUGUGGCAACGUUUAAAGCUGAUUUAUGGCUUAAAAGUGAAGAGGAGUACAGUUAAUAAAAUUUUACAUGUAGUUGAUCCAGAUUCUAUCGAAGAGAGGUCUCGUCGACGAUUAUUGAGACGUAAAUACUCUGUUCCUGGACCUAAUUUCCUUUGGCACAUUGAUGGCUACGAUAAAUUGAAACCCUUUGGGUUCGCUAUUCACGGAUGUCUUGAUGGAUUUUCUAGAAAAAUUAUAUGGUUGGAUGUCGCUACAUCAAAUAAUAAACCGGAAAUUGUUGCACAUUAUUUUUUAAAAGCGGUACAAAAAUUAAAGUUACUCCCAACUUUAAUUCGAUCAGAUUGUGGUACAGAAAAUUGUAUUGUUGAAGCUCUUCAGCAAAGUCUACGUUUUCAUCAUGAUGAUAAUUUAGCUGGUUGGAAAAGUUUUAUUAAAGGCAAAAGUACGUCUAAUCAGCGUAUAGAAAGUUAUUGGUCUCAACUUAGACGUCAUGGUUUGGAUUUUUGGAUCAAUUAAUUUAAAGAUUUACGCGAGAGAGGUCUUUAUAAUGAUUCAUCAAUAUUACAUGUUGAAUGUUUACGCUUCUAUUUUGGGCAUUUAAUUAGAGCUGAAUUGAAAAUGAUUCGUCAUGAGUGGAAUCGGCAUCGUAUAAGAAAACAAAAAAGUCGUCAUAUAGCUCCAGAAAAACCAAAUUGUUUGUAUUAUC
Molecule: messenger RNA, 1041 nt
Organism: Cotesia glomerata
Lineage: Eukaryota; Metazoa; Arthropoda; Insecta; Hymenoptera; Braconidae
Exons: 2
Coding region: 102-851 (249 amino acids)
Source: RefSeq, a predicted model, not a curated record